AAAGCAGAAAACCCCUCCCACACUCUCCUUCUUCUUUCCCUUCCCCUUUCCUUUGCUGUGAAAUCCCUCAUUUCCUUUGUGAAUCAUUCGAAAGCCUGUUGGAUGGACAAAUCAGUUGAGCUACCACCCACCUGAGGUUUCGCCGGGGAAUCCGCUUUCCCGACUCAUCUAUGUGUCGGAAUCUUGGGGUUUCUUCUGUGUUGGGUGCUGUCUGAUACUUCAAUUUGAAGGGAAGGAGUGAGGGUUUCCGUGUUCUCCUCUGGGAACCGGGAUUCCGUCGCCGGUCGGGUUUUUGGUGGUUGGGGACUUGCAUGGGAGUGUAGUCCGAGCCGGCGGCGUCGAGAGUAACGUCGAUCCGUGCCUGAAACCAUGUCUGCGAUAGUCUGUGGAAAGAGGUCCCUUUUCGAAGAGCUCCAUUCGCCUCCUCCCGUCUCGAAGCGACUUCGCUGCGCCGGCGGCAGCUCGCCGAUCAGGCCGUCGCCGUCUCGGGUGGUCUGUACCGCCGUCGACUCGCCGCUCUUGCAGCUCCGGGAGCUCUUCCCAGACAUGGACGCGCAGCUUCUUGAGAGAACACUUGAAGCAUGCGGCAAUGAUUUGGAUUCAACAAUCAAGAGCUUGAAUGAACUCUGUUUACGAGAGUGCAAUGCAGCUUCUGCUGGGAUGAAGCCUGAUGUGAAGGCAGGAGUAUUUCCUCAGGAAUCUGUAGAAGUUGCCAAUGAUGAUGCGACUGCACAUGGUCCAUCUCCUACUGAUCUUCCAGCUGAUGGUUUGGAGUGGGUGGAGUUGCUUGUGAGAGAAAUGAUGAAUGCGUGUGAUAUGAAUGAUGCUAGGCUGCGUGCAUCAAGGAUCCUUGAGGUGCUUGAGAAAUCAAUUAUGUCUCGAGCUGGGGAAGUUGUGGCUGAAAAUCUUCGGAAGGAGAACAUGCUACUCAAGGAACACUUUGAGGCUCUUCUUCGUGACAAUCAAAUCCUCAAACGAGCUGUGACAAUCCAGCAUGAGCGGCAAAAAGAAUAUGAUGAGAGGGGUCAGGAGCUGCAGCAUCUAAAACAACUCGUCUCACAAUAUCAAGAGCAAGUGCGGACACUUGAGGUAAAUAAUUAUGCCUUGACAAUGCAUCUGCAACAGGCACAGCAGAGUAGCUCUAUUCCUGGGCAUUUUCACCCAGAUGUGUUCUAGUUUGCCAGAUGGUGUGAAGUCGUAUGGAACAGAAGUGGGUGUGUUUUCAAUUUGAUUGCAUUUGUCCCUAUGCUAUUGCCAUACAAAAAUAUAUAGCUAUUGAGGGCCCAGUUGUAACGUCUUGGAUGAUGAUUAUGAAGCUAUAAAGCAUUCAUUCAUCAUCUUUCACUCUCUUUCUCUCUCU
This is a messenger RNA of Nymphaea colorata (pocket water lily), 1360 nucleotides long. RefSeq lists its product as uncharacterized. The coding region runs from base 370 to 1176 and encodes 268 amino acids. Gene Ontology annotation, molecular function: ubiquitin binding. The record is from RefSeq and is a predicted model, not a curated record. Lineage: Eukaryota; Viridiplantae; Streptophyta; Magnoliopsida; Nymphaeales; Nymphaeaceae. The transcript has 5 exons.